Messenger RNA from Rotaria sp. Silwood2, 241 nucleotides. The record is from the annotation of a GenBank genome assembly. Lineage: Eukaryota; Metazoa; Rotifera; Eurotatoria; Philodinida; Philodinidae.
AUGCAUUCAUUUGCAAGUUUUAAUGAUAUUCGAUUUUCUGCUUAUCGUACAGCAAUGAAACUUCGUACAUUACAAAAACGUCUUUGUCUUGAUUUAACAUCGUUAAGUAAUAUAAUAAGUAUAUUUAAUGAAUAUGAAAUAAUUGAUUCAUUAAAUAAAAUGAUUGAUAUAACAGAAAUUCUUGAUUAUUUACAAAAAAUUUUCGAAAAAACAUCAAUUGAAUAUCCACAAUUAGUUCAUG